Styela clava is the source of this 2483-nucleotide messenger RNA. RefSeq lists its product as uncharacterized. Lineage: Eukaryota; Metazoa; Chordata; Ascidiacea; Stolidobranchia; Styelidae. The record is from RefSeq and is a predicted model, not a curated record.
UUGUAUAGAUGAAUAUUUUUAAAGUAUAUCUAUUAAUGUUACUAUGGUGUUUUAUAAAUAUCAAUUCCUCACAGAAGAUCACAAGUAGACAUAUACCAAGGCGACCAAAAAAUCUCAAAUGUGUAGAUAAAAACCUUCAACGAAAUUUAGUAUGGGAACCACCAAAACCCAGAAGUGAUGAACUUAAACUGGAGCAUUACGAAACUUCAUACUGUGCCAUGGCAUCUUGCGAUCCAAAGGAGCGCCUAAGAUGUUAUCAAGACACUAACCGCACCAUAGAAGUCAUAAAUACGGCUUCACCAAUGUGCAAAACUUCAAUCGAGCAGUUGGAUGCUUGGGGUGUUUAUAUAUUCUACGUCGAAGCUGUGUUUUCAAAUACGAGUGACAAAACGACAGUAAAAUCAAAGAAAAGACAUAUUAUCUGCAAAUCUAUCAAAUCACAAAUGAGUCUUUCAUCUCCAAGCAUCAAUGCAUCCUCAACAAAGGAUUCUAUUCAAGUCCAUUCUGAAUUGCCAACAGAAUUCGUGCACGCGCAAAAUGUUUCCGGUUACGAGAUUGGAAUUCAAUAUUCCUUCUGUCUUUAUGAGGGUGAAGUUUCAGAAAACACGUCGAAAAUCGGUUGCAGAUACAAAAAAUGUGAUUCAGUCUCAACUUUUCAACUGCUGAAAUCCGGUACACAAUAUACAGUUGAGGCUUGGUUUGAAACAUUUGGAAAUGGAAAGGACAAAAUUAAAAGCAAAAAGUCCAUAAAACAAGUCAAUACAAAAAUAGAUCCUUUUCCGGACGUAGCAAAAAUAUUAUUGUGUGUAUCAUUGAUUGGAUUUUUUGUCUUCCUUGCUAUAUUUCUCUUCGUUGCAAGAUAUUUAAUAAAAGCAUGGAAAAAGAUUAGUCGACAGUAUCCAGAUCAGUUUCCAGAAAUACUGAGCAAAUUUUUUAAAGAUUUAGAAGCUAACCCAACCAGAGACUCGGAUUUAUUAAACAGCACAAACUGGGAUGUACUACAAAGGCGACAUUUAACCAAUCAGCCAGAACAAGAUAUCGACCCGAUGAAAGAAAGAAAUAGUUCAACAGGUUCUAACCCUUUGAAUGGCACAACAUAUUCAAAUUCAUCAAGUAGAACCGAAACCACACAUGCGAAUACAUUUGAGAAGUGUCAAGAACCUGUGAUUUCACCGCCCUCUUACGUCAUGAAAAAUCAUACGUCAUCUAUUGUGAAAGACAGGCAAAUUAUUAAUUUCACAAUAAAGGAUGUUUCUCGAAAAGAAACUUUAUCAAGUACUCAUGCUAAAACUACUAACACAAAUAGUGAACUUUAUGAUGCAAUAACACCGCAAACAACACAACGUAAACGUAAUUGCGUAAUAGUCUCAUAACUUCUCGUGAGCAAUUAUUAUUUGGUUCAGUUGAAAACAGAAAAAUAUUCCAGCAAAUCUCUUCUUUUUGUUAAAAAGUACAGUUUAUUAUAACCAAAAAUUCUUUCAUUUUUUAUUGUUCAUUUUUCAAAUUUAUUUGGUUCAGCUCUCUUUUUUAUUUUAUCAAUGCGUUUGCAUCUCAGGGACAUAUUCCUGUAUAAAAAAUUGAAAAAAUAUGUUAUUAAAGGUGGUUUCGCUGACAACAAUAUAAUGUGAAUAGCAUUCGUGAUAUAUACAUAAAAAGAAUUCCUUAUUCAAAUAAAUUUUGAUUUAAUAUUUUUUUUAAAUGAGUCGAUUUUGUAAAAACUUUAUAUGACGGUUGUGUUUUGAAAAGUUUAUCAAUUCAGUAACUCAGCUAUAUAAUAAUAUGUGAGCAUCUCAUGGAUGUUGUUGAGAAAUACUUUGUUGAACCAAUUAUCGUUAAAGCAAUUAUAAAUUUUGUUUACAAAUAUUUCUUAUUAAUGUCGAAUGACUGAGAACGAACCAAAUUUUAAUUAUUUCUUGGGAUAUUCAAUAUUUGGUAAUAAAUGUUUACCUCAUGUCAACAUUGAAAACCUACGUAGACUUCAACAAAAUAAUUUCAAACGUAAUGCAACAGUCAAUUAGAAGGAACUGAUUUCGUGAAUUAAAUUUUUGAAUGGUGCCAAUAGAGUGAAUCAAGCACAAAAAUAAAUCACAGUCUGCUAUCACAUCAAAUUGAUCGUAAUGGUCUUGAGAGCGCCAUCUUGCGACAUCAUCUAAUAUUUUCCAAUAUUCGCUACUCGGAAUCGAUAUUGAAGAAAUUUAAUGCAAUAAUCUUUUAUAUUUCUUCAUAUAGUUUUGACUAUUUCGGCUGUGGAAAAGUUCCUUUGUAUUUUAUACUCGAGGUUUUGAAAGUUACUGCAAAGCACAAACAUACUAAAGGGAUAAUGGUUUUAUGUAAAUUGUAUAUAGCCAUUCAAUUUCAGCAACUGUUCAGCUGAAACGUUUUAUUCAAUGGCUUCUUGUAUCGUUUCUUACUGCUUAUGCCUUUCUAUUUGUUAUUAUUAAUAUCAUGUUAUCAUUUUUUAAAUUUUACUUCAUCACGUCAAA